Molecule: messenger RNA, 1454 nt
Organism: Melanotaenia boesemani (Boeseman's rainbowfish)
Lineage: Eukaryota; Metazoa; Chordata; Actinopteri; Atheriniformes; Melanotaeniidae
Gene: snai2
Product: snail family zinc finger 2
Biological process (GO): regulation of DNA-templated transcription
Molecular function (GO): RNA polymerase II cis-regulatory region sequence-specific DNA binding; DNA-binding transcription factor activity, RNA polymerase II-specific
Source: RefSeq, a predicted model, not a curated record
AUGUGGCUUCCUCCACACAGAAACUGCGUCACACUGAAAGUGAAGUUUGUGUUCAUCACACCGCACUUCUACAAGGGUCUCCCUCUGUCUGUCAUCCCCACGGAGAUCCUGAGCCCGGCAGCAUACAGCCCCAUCACUGUGUGGACUACCAGUAACUUGCCGUGGUCGCCGCUGCCCAAUGACCUCCCCAUCUCUGGAUACCCCUCAUCUCUCUCCGACACCUCCUCUAAAGACCACAGCGGCUCAGAAAGUCCAAGGAGUGAUGAAGACGAGCAGAUGCUGCCUAAACUUUCAGAACCUCACGGAGUGGAGGCAGAGAAGUUUCAAUGUAGUUUGUGCAGCAAAUCCUACUCCACGUACUCUGGACUGCUGAAGCACAAACAGCUGCACUGCGACGCCCAAACGAGGAAAUCCUUCAGCUGUAAAUACUGCGAGAAGGAGUAUGUUAGUCUGGGAGCUCUCAAAAUGCACAUCAGGACUCACAUGCCUUGUGUUUGCAAAAUAUGCGGGAAAGCUUUCUCCAGACUGCUGCUCCAAGGACAUAUCAGGACGCACACGGGUGAAAAGCCUUUCUCCUGCCCUCACUGCAAUAGGGCAUUUGCAGACAGGUCCAAUCUCAGGGCUCACCUACACCAUUCGGAUGUGAAAAAUACCAAUGCAAGAACUGCUCCCAAAACCUUCUCCAGGAUGUCUCUUCUGCACAAGCAUGAGGAAUCUGGUUGUUGUGUAGCACACUGAACUGGGAUACUUUUCCACCACCAGAAAUUCCCCUCUGUUUCUUCUUUAUUUUUCCAAGCCCAUGGAGAAGUGUCAGGGAAUCACACCAAGGGGGUUUGCUGACAGAUAUGCAGACUCUUUUCUUACAACUGGUCCUUUCAUGUCGAGUGAGAAAUAGCCCAGCGCUCACAAGAUUCUCCUCAUUUCAAUCAGUGUUCAGUGAUUGCAAUCAGUGUCCAGCUUUGUCAAACCAUGUACUCACCUGCCUGUGCUAUUCAUGCACUUUUCUGCAUGUCUAGAAAGUUUUAUAGGCCUCAUAAUGUUGUUUUCAGAGUUUGUACCAUGUUUCUCAAGGGCUUUUAUGCAGUGCUCCACUUUUUUAUACAAAUACUACCAAAAGGUGCAUUAUGACUGGCAGUAUGACUAUAACCAGUGGAAUACUGAAGCCAUUGCUACAUAGGGAACAAGUGCAAACUUAGAUUUAGUGGGAGAUUAUUAUAACUUUUGCACAGUCUGUUGUAACAGUGUAUCAGCACUUGAAUAGCAAAACAAGUGCCUCAGUUUUACUCAGCAAUAUGAUGUAUUUUUCAGCAACAGGUUCCUUUUAUAUUUUUAUAUAUUGAAUGUAAGUCGUGACUGAGAUGAUUGUACAUUAACAGUGAAAACUGUGAUGCUGAAUGAUUUUGAUAUUUUCAUAUUUUCAUGACACUUUUAAAAAUAAAUAACAUUUUGUAUAA